This is a messenger RNA of Amoebophrya sp. A25, 285 nucleotides long. NCBI's taxonomy places the organism in Eukaryota, Dinophyceae, Syndiniales, Amoebophryaceae. The record is from the annotation of a GenBank genome assembly.
GAAGAAGAGGAGCUGCAGCCACCACCCCUGCGACGACAAAUGGAACCUCACUCAAACUUAAGGGUAGGCUACAAAAGUGCUUUUGUUACCGUUUGUUAUGGCUCUCCUAAAGGGGAUAGCCAUAACAAGCGGGAUGAACGAACACCAAAAGCCUACCUCUAACGAACCCAUGUAACAGAGACGCAGCGGGAGAAGCGACGAGAUCACUAUCUUCUGACUUUCUCAGUAUUCUCUCGUCCAGCAUCAAAGCAGAUGAUCAGGGAAUUUCCGACAACAAGAACCAGG